Mirounga angustirostris (Northern elephant seal) is the source of this 408-nucleotide messenger RNA. RefSeq names its product cytochrome c oxidase subunit 5B, mitochondrial-like. Gene Ontology annotation, biological process: mitochondrial electron transport, cytochrome c to oxygen. Bases 1 to 378 code for a protein of 125 amino acids. NCBI's taxonomy places the organism in Eukaryota, Metazoa, Chordata, Mammalia, Carnivora, Phocidae. The record is from RefSeq and is a predicted model, not a curated record. The transcript has a single exon. Gene Ontology annotation, cellular component: mitochondrial envelope.
AUGACUUCAAGGUUACUUCGCGGUGUUGGAGCGCUGGCCACGCAGGCUCUUAGGGUGUGCUCCAUGGCAUCUGGAGGUAGUGUUCCUACUGAUGAUGACCAGGCGACUGGGCUGGAGAGGGAGGUCGUGAUGGCUGCACGGAAAGGACUGGACCCAUACAAUGUGCUAGCCCCAAAGGCAGCUGCAGGCACCAAGGAAGACCCUAAUUUAGUCCCAUCCACCACCAACAAGCGAAUGGUGGGCUGCAUCUGUGAAGAGGACGAUAGUACUGUCAUCUGGUUCUGGCUGCACAAAGGAGAGACCCAAGGACGCCCCAGCUGUGGAACCCAUUACAAGCCGGUGCCCCACCAGUUGGCCCCAGUUGCACUAACUUACUGAAAAUGUGCUGUGAAGUUUCUUCUUUCCAAU